Magallana angulata is the source of this 772-nucleotide messenger RNA. Its product is annotated as caveolin-1-like. Lineage: Eukaryota; Metazoa; Mollusca; Bivalvia; Ostreida; Ostreidae. Gene Ontology annotation, biological process: caveola assembly. The record is from RefSeq and is a predicted model, not a curated record. The coding region runs from base 109 to 498 and encodes 129 amino acids. The transcript is spliced from 3 exons. Gene Ontology annotation, cellular component: caveola. Gene Ontology annotation, molecular function: molecular adaptor activity.
CUCUCUUCCCGUCAGCCUUACUAACCUGUGCGGUCACACAUUUUUUCAAUCUUUUUCCAUCAUGUUUGGUGUGUGCCUCAAGCCACUAUGGAAAUAUUAGGGUUAUAGAUGGCAGAGGAUAUGGAUAUGACUAACCGGGACCCGAACAAUUUGAACAGUCAUCUUGGGACGCUGCUUUUCAAUGACGUCAUCGGUGAACCGGACGGGGCGCACAGUAUCGACUGUGUUUGGAAGUUGUCGCGCGCCUGUUUCGAGUGCUGCAAGGGCCUAUGCUACAAACUGAUGACGCUGUGUUGCGGAUGUUGCAUAGCUGCGCAGUGGGGUUGCGAGUUCGCAUACAUCGCUUUCUGGCACGUCUGGUACAUCACUCCCAUGUUCAAGGUUUUGGAGAUCAACUGUUCGGUCUGUCAGCGCCUGUAUUCCAUGUGUAUCAAUUGCUGUAUGACCCCGGUGUGUGAAGCUUUUGGUGGGAUCUUUCACCACUUUAAGCGCACUUAACGAGAAAGAGUCGUGGCUGCAAGAAGAAACUUUGGUUUUUGAAAUGUUUAACAGAUAUGUGAUAUAACUUUUCCGAAUAUUGAUUUUUUUAUUUAAAUCUUAUUUAUUAUUUUCAUAUUUUUGUUAUCAAUUUAUAAUAACCGUUAUAUUGCUCAGAUUACUCACUGAAUGAUAAAUAUUGUAAGAUAAAAGUAUUUAUAUAAAACGUCGUAAAUCGACAUUUUAUUUUACAAUCGAUUUAUUUCAUUUUCACAAUAAAUAAAAAAUUCAAUGU